UAUCGAGACGAGAUUGUAUUACUGCCAUUUUUGCCUAAUGCCGAAUUGUGUUUCUCGAAUAUCUCGGAAUUGCAUUGUUCGAGUCGGAUGCCAUGCUCAAUAUUUUAUAGGAUGGCACAGAUAUGUCGAAAUCUUGAAAAGUUGGUCAUCGAUGAAUUACGUUGUGAUAACGAUGGGUUGGCAACAUUAAUCAGUGUUCAGCAAAAUCUGAAGGCUGUUGGUGUGUUCACCCACGCCAAUUCUAACGUCUACCUCAAAGUUGCGAAUGCAAUAUCAAGUAAGGCGAACACUUUAAAGUAUUUUAGUUAUGGGGGAGGUAAUGCGGCUUCAAUUCCUUUUGCCAAUAUAGCGGCAUUGGUAAACUUGGAAUCCUUGAGCGUCAAACUUUAUGAUGAUGUCAACGACAUAUUCCUAUAUACCACAUUUCCGAACUUGAAGAUAUUGGAGAUACAGGGACUGAUGCGAUCGAUGGAUGUGUUAACAAAAUUUGUUGAGAGGUGCACAAGGAUCCACAGUAUUAUCAAAAUGGAUGGAGGAAUUAGUCGCAACGGUUUUCAAAGUGGAAUACUCGAAAAGAUUUGCUUUGAUCUGGCAUACAUCAGAAAACCUUUUUGUAACGUACCGGAAUAUAACGCCACCAUAGCAAGGUGCUGCCCGAAUUUGCGAUUUUUUUCAACGUGGUUUCACAAAUUGAAUGCCAAAGAAUUUAAAGAGGUGAUCAGGUCGUGCAAAAAGCUGGAACAUUUGACGGUCAGCAGUUACAGAUAUGAAAAGUCAAGGUACGAUGAUAGUUACGAUCCGUAUGUUAACGAGUUGAUUGAGUGUUUAGGGGAAUUGGAAGAUGAACUGGAGGAGAAUAAAGAGAUUGGUGGAGAAAAACUCGAUAAGUCAGUUUCUAAUUCCACGGACUUGGCGUCAUCGACAUUGCAUAGAAAGCACAAAGUAAGCAUGAACUUGAGUACAAUCGAAUUUUGCUAUAUAUGGAAGUUGGAUUCGCUCAGAGAAUUCGAGAAUUAUCUGAGGAGGCGGAAGAGUAGAGGACGACCGAUGAACAUAUAUUUUAAUAAUGAGUGCGUAAGUCUGUUCGGAAUAGAUUUAGAGGAUUAUUUGCUGGUGAAGUUCAGGAAAUAUAAAGAGGAAGGAUUGGUGAAUCAAUAUGGAAUUAAGAAUUAUAAAAAGUUUUACAGAAAUUAUGAUGUAAUUAGAGGCGAGAGUCAUUAG
Molecule: messenger RNA, 1221 nt
Organism: Acaulospora morrowiae
Lineage: Eukaryota; Fungi; Glomeromycota; Glomeromycetes; Diversisporales; Acaulosporaceae
Source: the annotation of a GenBank genome assembly